Molecule: messenger RNA, 3831 nt
Organism: Musca vetustissima
Lineage: Eukaryota; Metazoa; Arthropoda; Insecta; Diptera; Muscidae
Product: erythroid differentiation-related factor 1
Exons: 7
Coding region: 1-3831 (1276 amino acids)
Biological process (GO): positive regulation of DNA-templated transcription
Source: RefSeq, a predicted model, not a curated record
AUGGAAUUAGAAAACGUUGAUGAGAUUGAAUUGUGUCAAAAUGUUGAGCCUCACGAAGUCGAGGAAACAGUUAAAUCAAAAGCUGUGGUCAAGUUUGCCCAGGUUCAGGCCCCAGUGAAAUUUAAUCGCCUAGAAUGUAAUACCAAUUUAAAUUUGCCACCGUCGAAUUGGUUGACUAGUGCCGACAACAAUUAUGGUCUACAGCAGGCACUGUAUCAUAAUCCCGGCUUUGCCAGUUUUCGUAUGGCUCAUAUGUUUCCCGAUUGUGUUGGCGAGGUGGAUGUAGUGGCCGAUGCCGAAAAUAUUAAGAAAUUGCUAAAACUGCCCUACGCUGCGAAAGGAGCCGUUAGCAUGACGGUGCAUAAGGUGGGAAAUACACUGUUGUUGGAUGAGUUCGAUAUACAAAAGUAUUUGUUGAGAAAGGCCGAUGAUGAUUGGAAUUGGUUGAGGACAUUUAUAAUGGAACAAAUAUUGGCCUAUGGUGAUGGUGGACAUAGUGUUUGUUUAAAAGACAAAUCACGGGAAGCUAUACAAACCAAAAAUUUGCUGUCCAAAUUUUUGUAUUAUUCAUUGAAACAGUCACCCAAUUGCGAGGCUAAUGAAAAAAUAGGCGCUGACGAAAAAGAAAAACGCACGGCUUUGCCGAUUACGGGACCUCUUUUGCCAGAGCCUAAGAUAGAAGAAAAUGUUCCAGACCCAAAUUCAUCUCAUGUUUUCCAACGCAAUGUUGUGUGGACUUUUGAGGAUAUACGGAUGCUAAUUGGUACUGACAUGCCUAUUUUUGGUGGUCCUAAUAGACCAUGCAUUAGCCUCAGGUUACGCGAUAUGGCAAAGCCCAUUAAUGUACUCACCGGCAUCGAUUACUGGCUUGAUAAUUUGAUGUGUAACGUGCCCGAAGUUGUGAUGUGCUACCACCUGGACGGCAUUGUCCAGAAAUAUGAAAUAAUCAAAACCGAAGAUUUGCCAUAUUUGGAAGACUCGCAAUUCUCACCGCAACUAGUUAAAAAUGUGGCACAAAAUAUUUUAUCAUUCUUAAAGGCAAAUGCCACUAAGGAAGGACAUACAUAUUGGCUAUUCAAAGGACGCAAUGAUGAUGUCGUAAAAUUGUAUGACCUAACAACGUUGUGUAAGAACCAAACAAGUUCCCAAGAAGAGAAAUGUGAUGAUGAUGACGAUGAGACUCAGGGUAAUCCGUUCACCGUACCAGUUGCUAUGCUUCUUUAUACUGUGGCUCGAAAUAUGAAAAAUCGUAACCCGUCAAUAAGUCCUAAGACUGCCGGAAACAUACGAGCUCUUUUGGAUAAUUGCAUUAAAUUAUUGCCCAAAGAAAAAUAUCCACAAAUAGUUACCUCGUCCCAUUAUAUACUAUCCGAUUUACAUAUUCCUGCUGGCAUUGAUCCAAAAGAUCCGAAAUUCGAUGUAUGUGAUGCUGACUCAGAUACACAAUCAGUGUACGAAGAGGAAGAUGACGAAGAGGAGGAAGAAGAAGAUUUCGUCUAUGAUAAUAAGGAGAAUGUUCAAGAUCUAAACAACGAUCAUAAUGUGGCCGUGCAGAAUAUAUGUGAUACCCUUAAAGAGUUUACGUUUGAUAAUCAUCAACCAAAAACUAAUAAACAGAGACCUUCGCCUCUCAUUGCCAGUGUAGAGGAGAGAUGCAGCAUUUCGUUGGAACAUAUUAACCAAGGUUUGUCGUGCCUUCAAUUUUUCAACAAAAACGAAGAGUCGUUUAUUAAAGAAUCUGAGGCUAGGGCUAAAGAUGAAGAGAAGGCCAGAAUUUUACACGAAGAACAGAAUCCGAAUAUGGCCAAACCAUUUAAACCAAUUCCAUUGCCUUACGAAUCUUUGAAAUCGCCAACGAAAUCAACAGAAACACAACAGGAGGUCACGACAACAGAACAGUCACUAGCCGAAACGAAAGGCAAGAAACCGAAAAUGAAAAAAUCCCAAAGUCGUGACUUGAAGCCAGUCUUAACAGCACCCCAACAAACCAGCGAUGGUCAUGCCAUGCCGUCACAACAAAUUGCUGUUAGCUUCAAUUCUCAGUUAUUCGGAUCCUGGAAUAUUCAUCUAAAAUUGUUGUUGCUGGAAAAGGCUUGUCUCACAUAUGCCACAUUGGCUGAAUAUAAAUAUGUCGAACAGAGAUAUGGACUUAGCUUGCGUUACAUAUAUAUGGCCUGUAAAUGUCAACAUGUGGUAUUGAAAUAUGUUUCCACAAUAGUAUCCCAGAAGCGUUGUCUCCUGGGAAGAGCUGGUGAUUGUCUCUUUCAAAUGGCUAAAAAUUGGGAGAACAUUGGAGAAAAUAUUAAAGAUUUCCAUAAGUCCGAUGAAACGGAAAAAUAUAUUGAAAUGGAACUGGAAAAGGAAUUGGAAGCCGAUGAUUGUUCUGAGCUAAUUAUACCGCAGGAAAAUAUUGAACAUCUUAUGGUAUCGAGUUGUGCAUGUUAUGAAAAUGCUUUGGAACUUGUUGAUAGUACCACCACGGCCAAGACAAAUGGCGAUGAAGAAGCUCGUCAUGAGUUAUUGCGACGUUUGGGCAAUGUUCGCAAUGAACUGGGUGUCAAAUAUAUGUUUUGGUCCCAGGAACAAUAUUCCAAACAUUUACAAGAGAACUCGGACGAGAAGAAGGACGAAACUAGUGAUGAAAAUAAAUCUCAAAAUAAUGAUGAUGGUGACGAAGAGAAAACUGCCCAAAAUGCAGAUCCUUUGUAUUUGAAAUUGGCAAUGAAAUCAUAUGACUGUUUAGUACGUGGUAUAAAAGCUUUUGGAUUGGUCGAAGACAAUGUAAACAUGGCAUUUUUAUAUUGCAACAUGGGACGGUUUAUGCGUUUUCGUGCUCAUCUAAUAACAAAUGAGAACAUUGAUGUUAUACAACAACAAAAACGAUUUUAUAACGAAGCAUUUUCAUUUUAUGAAAAAGCUCAGGAUGUUUUGGGAUCACGCAAAUCGAAUCCUGAAUUAUGGGAUUUGGUAAAUUGGGAACUAUCUACGGCAACAUUUACGUUGGCCAAACAAUUGCAAGAUUGUAGCAGUGCAGAUGAGACCUGUCGUGUUGAUUUAGAAAAGGAGGUAUUGGAUCUCUUGCAAAAGUCAUUAAAAUUAUGUGAUGUUGAACAUCCGGGUGCACGUCAAGUUGUUUAUACAUAUCGUUCUGGUUUAAUUCACCAAAGAAUUGCAUCCUUUCAUCACAGUCAAUUAAGAAACAAUUAUUCCGACUCGGCGACAUUACCAAAACCUAUACUCCAACUGUGUAAAUAUCAUUACGAAAAGGCCGCAGCUAUAUUGGAUAGUUUGAGAGAAGCAUCCGAUUAUUUGGUGGUACAAUUGGAACGUAUAUCGUUGCAAGAAUUUUUAACUGAGAAUUCUCUUCACAAUACACAGAAAAUUAAACACUUACAACAACUACUCGAUAUAUGUCUCAACUCCAAGUCAUUGUUUGAAUACGCUUUAAGUAAUUGGAAUUCGUCGUCUGAUAAUACUGCAAGCACAGUGGGCAGCAAUUCUGAAUCACCGGCAAGUGGUGCCAAUGAGACAGAAUUCCGAAAACAUAUACUUUUGUUUGAGAGUCGCCUACAGAAUGCCCUGAAGACCCUAAUAAAGCUGUUGUUGAACACAAAGGAUCCCAAACAAAAAGCUGACCUGUACAAAAAGAUGUAUAUGGAAACCUUGAAUAUUAGAAAAAUAACAGGUGUUCAGAAUGAGCAGACAAUGACUGUUAUGGUAUUGGCACAACAAUUUGCCAAUCUAUUGGAAAGACUGACACAAUUGGAACGAAUACAUGCAAAUAAUUUAAACAACAAUAACACCAACAAUGGAGCAAAUAAUACAAACUAA